Messenger RNA from Osmerus eperlanus (European smelt), 2237 nucleotides. Its product is annotated as meteorin-like protein. Gene Ontology annotation, molecular function: hormone activity. Gene Ontology annotation, biological process: energy homeostasis; positive regulation of brown fat cell differentiation. The record is from RefSeq and is a predicted model, not a curated record. The coding region runs from base 936 to 1835 and encodes 299 amino acids. The transcript is spliced from 4 exons. Lineage: Eukaryota; Metazoa; Chordata; Actinopteri; Osmeriformes; Osmeridae.
GUGUGUGUGUGUGUGUGUGUGUGUGUAACAUAGAAAGGGAGGGGACAAAAAGGGGGGUCUGUAGGUAUUUUUCAUUGUUGGUCGAAAUGCAUUACAUUGCCCUGACCGUGCGGGGGAAUGUGGCGAGUUGGUUUAACGGUAGCUGUUCCCACUGUUUUCUCACGGGAAAACCGCACGAGAAGUGGGCGUUUCGAGCCGGAGUGUGACCUGGCUGUUCUCCGGGAACACGCCCAACACUACAACCUUUACAGAUGACGACACGCACUCUUAGGAAAUAAUAGGAAAUACUUUGUGUUAAGUCAGCCGUUCGAUACGGCUUUAAAAUAAAACUUACAGACACAUCUCGGUUGCUCUUCGUGGUGAGAAACUGGGAAUGUUGACUGAAUGGAUCUUUCGGGGUACUUGGAGGUUUGGCGCAAAUAAUCCUUGGAUGUAACAGGGAGAACAACUGUUUCUCUUUCUUUCUCUCCUGUCUGUCUCUCUCCUGUCUCUCUGUCUAAUUCUCGCUAUUUCUCUCUCUCUCUCUCUCUCUCUGUGUCUCUCGCUCUCUCUCUCUUUCCCUCCCUCUUUCUCAUAAACACACACGCUGCAAGAAGCGCGCCGCGUGUCACUUGAGCGAAGUUGCAGUCAGCUGCUGGCACAAGCCUCUGACUGAUGACGCGGGCGCUUGAAGAGCUUGAGCGCAGCAGCACUUAUAAUUGCCCCCAAGGUCCUCCGUUCCAGCGGCCGCUUCUCUAGCCGUCCCACCAGAUACAACGUCUUAACAUGACACUGGCCGUACGAGGAAGUAAAUUCUAAACUGAAAAUGCAAAUAGCCUGAUUACCGGACACAAGAAUGCUCGUGGAUAUCUCGGUGGGUUAAGGUUUCGCGUAACGCGCAGUUGGACCGCAGUUGGACUUCCGCGGGGCCGGGUGUACUUAGCGGGGAGGCGAACAUGCUCUGGCCGUGGUUAACCCACUGGAUUGCGGCUUCGUUGCUUAGCAGCGUCGGGGCACAGUACUCCAGUGACCAGUGCAACUGGCGAGGAAGUGGUCUGAGCCAUGAGUCCCACCAGCAGGACGUGGAGCAGGUCUACCUGCGCUGCUCCCAGGGGUCCCUGGAGUGGCUCUACCCGACGGGGGCCCUCGUCGUCAACCUGCGGCCCAACACGGAGCCCCCUCCAGGGGGCGGGCCAUCACCGGGGCCCCAGGCUUGCAUCAAGGCCCGGGCCGACUCCCAGGGGGCCCGGGUGUAUGUGGAGCGGGCCGGGCAGCUGAGACUGCUGCUGGGGGAGGGGCAGCAGGGGGCCAGGGUGCAGUGCUUCAGCCUGGCAGAGGGGGCGCUGUUUGUGGAGGCAGUGAGCCGGAGGGACGUGGGCAGGGAGACGCUGGCGUUCCAGUAUGAGCUGGUGACCAGUCCCUCCGUCUGGACUCCCAGUCACCCAUACCUGGGAGCUGACCCAGCCUCCUGUAAACACUGUUCAGAUGAAGAAGUCCUCAUGGCUGUGUGUACCAGCGACAUUGUGGGCCGGGGUAGAAUCCGUGGCGAAAAGAGCUCCUUGUCGCCGGGCGCAGACUACCACUCCGUUUCCAUGGAACUGACGCGACUGUUCCGUCAAAAGGGUGGGAUGUUUGCAAGGGGCGGGGCCAGAGGGCGGGGCUUGGGCAUCACUCUGAACGCGCCCCUGCCGUGUGGUGUGGGGGCGGAAAGAAAGGGGGAGGAGCUUCUUGUCACCGGGGCAAUUCACUUUGGGGAGGCGUGGCUUGGCUGCACUCGGAGAUACAGGGACUUCCUGAAGCUGUACCGGGCUGCACAGGAAACAGGAAGUAACCCCUGUCACAUGGAAACUGACUGACAGCCCUCCACCAAUCGUUUGGCAGGAAUAAACACUGGGGUUGAAUGUGCCAAAGGAAAGAGGGAAAUACUGGCCCAGGAUUGGUUGAAGGGUAGUAAGUGACGGUUUGCUGAACCAAUGGGAGUAGCAGAGUGGUCAGAGGGGUGGGACCAACAGUGGGGCUGAUGCAUGAUUGGACCUGGACUUCAUCAGUAGGUCAAAAUAUUACUAUUGCAUAGCAACAAGGGCAGUUGUACUAUCACUGUCUAGUGAGUGAAGUAAUGAGUGAGUGAGUGAAAGUGUGUGUGUGUGUGUGUGUGUGUAUUGUGUGAUUAAUUUCUGGGUGGGUGAGAGUAAAUGUAUAUUUGCACGAGUUGAUUAAACGUGUGAAUCAAAUAAAAUGAAAGUGCUUUAUAUAUCCUU